UGGCCGCGCCAGGUGGAGACCUCCUCACAGGCUGAGCUCGGCACCCGCUUCUUCCCCGCCGUCUUCUGUCUCGCUCGCCCCGAGCAUCGCAGCGAUACCUCGCCCCGGUGUCACAGUGGGACCCAGAGCGCCCGGAGCCACGGUAUCCUCCAGUGUGUGUGUCAGCCAGCAAUCACCGGGACUGAUGAGGUGUGGCUGAUCAAGUUAAAAAUAAGUUCCUUGCUUUUUAUUUUGCCAAGCGGAAAGAAUGUCGGAAAGGGCCGAGGAUGACGUCAGAGGGGAGCAGCGCCGAGCGGCCCGGCAGCAGCUGAAGCAGCAGCAGCAGCAGCAGCACAUCCAGCGGGGAGAAGCCUGCACAGCAAUGGCGACCGCUGCGGAGCGGAGAUCACUGCCUAGUCCCGAGAUCAUGCUGGGACAGCCUUGGAGCAGCUGGCUCGACGCCGCCAAACUCCACGGACACGACGGUGCUGAAUCGGAGGAAAGUUUCAAAGAGUUGGGGAAAAACCGAGAAGCCAUGCGUUUAUGUAUAGAAGACAUGCCCAUUUUUGGCCAGUGUCCUGCACAGGAUGAGUUCUACCUGGUGAUGUGCAGCCACUGUGGUCAUGUGGUGAAGCCACAAGCCUUCCAAGCACACUACGAGAGAAGACAUAGUUCAGCCAGCAAGCAAACCAUAGCGUCGCCCUUCUCUGUAAUGAGCAGAAACCGAAGCAGCGGCAGCGGGCUUGGGCCCGGGCUGGGCUCGGGGACGGCGGCUGGAGUGACGAGUGGAGCCACCGCUGGCCGACCGUCUGCUGCAGGCUCCAGUUUAUCCUCCUCUACAUCUUCCUCCAAUCCAAAACUCCUCAAAUCAGCCAAAGAGAAACUACAAGGCGUUCAGCGAAGACCCCCUUUUGCCCCAUUCAGGGUUCUACAACCAGACAAAAUCCUCACCCCAGCUGUUAAGGUGGAGAAGAUGCAUCUGAAGGUGGAUUCGUCAGCUAAGUUGGCGCAGGCUCCAUCUGCCCCCACCACCACCUCAUCCUCUUCUUCUACAUCCUCCUCUAGCACCACUGUGAGCUCCAAUGCGACCGCCAUCAUGACCACCUCGUCAUCAUCAUCCUCAUCAGCCCUUAAAGCAGGCCUUAACUGUCCCUCCAUACCAAAGCCUCCAUUGCUGGCCCCAGGUCAGAUUCCCAAUGGCAAGGGCCUCCUCUCAGACAAGAAGCUGGACAGCAGCAGCAGCAGUAGCAGACGCCACUUUAACAAGAAAGUGUCAGAGCGCGAGUUCAAUCCAGACGCUCACUGUGGAGUUAUGGAUGUGACUGCUCGGAAACCCUGCACAAGAUCUCUAACAUGCAAGACACAUUCCUUAAGCCAGCGGAGGGCGGUGCCAGGGCGCAGAAAGCGCUUUGACACAUUGCUGGCAGAGCACAAGAACAGAACAAGGGAGCGGGAGAGGGAACGCGAUGUCCACCAUACCCAUUCCCAGCAAAACGCCCCUCUCAGGGACCAACACCCCUCUUCCCACCUCGCCUCUGGCCACGACGCCUACCAGGUGGCUCACGGGAACAGCCCCGCCUCAGAUCCCUCCAAGCCUUUGCCAGUUGGAAAACCCAAAUUUCACAGUCCUGGUCUCCCACGACUAAACAGCAGUCAUGAAGGGGGUUCGUCUGGAGACUCUGCGGUGGUCCACGAGUCACCCCAGCAUCCCCAAGCUAUCCUUGGGGUUUUUUCCAGACCUUCCAGUGAUGAAGGUGAAAACGAGGAGCGUGAGGACACUGCUGACAAACUAGACUGUCACUAUUCAGGUUAUCACCCACGACCGGCAGCUUACUGUACCUUUGGAAGUCGACUGUUUGGGAGAGGCUAUUACUCCUUUGACAGGCGGUGGGACAGAGUGCGAUGUGCCCUAACCACGAUGAUGGAAAAGCAUGUGAACUCACAGAUGUGGAAGAAAAUCCCCUUGGCCUUGGAGAACUCCUCCUCUAGUGCACCUUCCCAUAGGACAAGCACAAAUUCCCACAGUAACACUCCCUCUUCAGGCUUCUUGGGCCCCCCUGCCAUUUUGUCCCAAACUCCUUAUAACCAAACUUACGAGGGCAAACCAGUGCUCUCCUACGGGACCACCUUAAACGCUUGCAGCUCCCCCCAGGGCGGGGCUGAGCACCCGGCCUACGGCACCACACAGGCCCGACAAGUGUCUUCGUCGCCACAGAUGCCUUCAGCCCACUUGUCCUCAUCCUCUACUCCUUCAACUCCUUCCUCAGCCUCAGGCCGGGCGCUUAAGUCCCGAUCCUCCAGCAGCAGCACUACCAAGUCAUCGUCCUUCAGGCCCAAGGAAACCUCCUCCGGUUCCUCAGCAUCUGUCACCCCCAACUCCAUAAGUGGAGGAAGUGCAGGAGAAAACAGUAACAGUAGCAGCAGUAGCUUCAGCUCCGGGAAGAAGAGGAAAAACAGCUCAGUCCUCUCUUUAUCGCAUGCUUCCUCCGAAUCAUCUCUAUCUAACGCCAGUUUCUCUUCCUCGUCCUCCUCCCCAUUCAAGAAAAAUUGUGCAAAUGUCAGCAGCUCAGGGAGCGCCUACCACCACACCUCAUUAGGUCUGUCGUCCUCGUCGUCGUCAUCCUUCUCCCACAGCGGAGUCCACAGCGUGGGGCUCAACUGCGGCCCCAGCGUGAGGACCAACUCGCUCAGUCUCAAGGCAGACCCUUCUGGUUCUGCCGGGGGCUCCUCGGGGCCCCCGUCACGGGGCCCGCCCUCGGGCAGCCCCGCCGAGUCCAUCAAGCGCAUGAGCGUGGUGAUGAACAGCAGCGACUCCACGCUCUCCCUGGGUCCGUUUGUCCACCGCCAGUCCUCGUCCGACCACCACACCAGCUUUAGCCACCACUCUUCAGACGGGCGCCUGGAGGGCAAGAAACGCAAAAGCUCUUCGGCCUCCGGCGGCAUUAACAGUGGAGGCGGGGGAGGAGGGAGGGGGGCGGGGCCCGGACCGGGCCGAUCCAAAGCGGCCAAGUCCCCGGCCAUCAACAACAUCCAUGGGAAGCACGGGCGGAGCAUUCCAGGGACACCAGGUCUACCCAACAACUCCCAUUUACAUCAGCCAAAAGCUCGUCCCUGACAACAGUGUCCCACUUCAGUGUACGAAACUGGCAGGUAGGAGGGGAAUAGUCCAGAGCAGUUCACACGCUGCGCUGGACUGCACGAGGCCUUCUAAAAAAAUCAAAUCCACAUAACUCUCAGCUACCCACAAUCCUCAGGGUGGAGAUGAUCUGGACUGGCAAGUGAAGUAGAUGUGGUCCUUACUAUUUCUCCCAAAGCCAUGUGUGUGUGCGCUUGCACCUGUGUGUGAAGGACGGGUGGACGGAGGGCACUGCAAGGGGACGGGGGGCAGGACGGGCGAGCCACGGACCCCCCCCCCCCACCCGAGUCCCGGCCCGGUAUUCGGAGAGGUCUUCCCGUGCGCUUGGAGGUCGAGGGAACAAUUUGCAACAGCCAUAGGUCUCUUGUCCUGUGGUUCAGGUUCAGGGCUGCUGCAACAAGCCGUCACUACGCCGAGCGGCCGGGGAGACGACAAGCAGAUCUCUUUGUGUAUGUUCAUGUAAGAAUGUGUGUGUUAACGUGUGCGUGUGUACAAAUAUUUUUCUCAUGUCAGAUUCUGCUGGACUACUGGAGUUUCUAACUUGAUAACAGCCCCAGCACCUGAUCUCAGAAGCCUUGCAAGGAGAGCAGGAGGAGGAACAAACUGUUAAUUGCAACACCUUAAAAACAACACAUUUUUCUUCUCGUUUCACUUUUUGUUAAGUCUUGACUGUUUUGUAACCUUUGGGUCACAGACAGUAGCCUGAGACAAGCCCAUGGGGACGACCUGGUGACUUCCUAUUACCCAGAUUAUUAUGCAAGUGUUACCUUUUUAUGAUUGCUUAUGAACCUUGUACACUGAACUAAGGACGUGGGGAAGACAGUUGUGCGUUCAAAUGUGAAAAGGGCGUCUGCUGCGCCCAUUCAAGGUGAAUCUUUCAUCAGAGACAGAGCCUGGUCCUGGGGGGGGGGGGAAACACCUGUUGAUUUCCAGAAUCCUUUCAUUGUGCAAAACGACAGCCACAGUAGACCUUCCCCCGACUGUGAACAGCACUAAAUAACUACUUUCUCCACACGCACUGCUUAGCUGUCCACAAAGCUAGUCGAAAGCUGCCAUAGCUUUUUGCCAAGAAACUUCUUUUAAAGGUGGAGGUGGAAGCUCAUGAAGCAGUGAUGGUGCAUUUGAUGGAUGAGGGAAAUCUGUGCAAGCUGUAUCGUUAUAGCUACACCUCACCUGGUUUCUGUCCCACACGGCUUUGUGAAAUCCUCACUUUUACGAGGACAGAUGUGAAGUGUAACAUUUUACUUUUCUUGUAUAGGAAAUCAGGUAUGGUACGUCUAAACUGGAACAAACUUGCACGUCACUCGUCUUCUUAGGGUUGGAUUGUCCCUCCUGUGUAUAACCACUACCCAACCUCAAGAUGUUGCUGCCUCACCGCAACACCGCGAUGAGAGGUUUGUCGUGGUAAGACAGGCAUUACGCUCUAUUCCUUCGUCAAAAUCGAGUCUUAAAUCAGGCGGUGCUUGCCCAUGUCGCGAGGAUGUUUGCUGGUUCUGGGCGAGUUUAAUGGUGCGAGAUUCAUGGAGAUGGCUUCACAGGACAUAUCUGAACCUUUGGCAACACUUGUUGAUCUAUGGAAAACCCCGCCCCCCCCACUGAUGUCAAAUUGUGUGGGAAAGUAGAGGAGGCUUUUUUUUUUCUUUUUAAAUUAAAGUCUUUAAUUUAGUUUUUUUUUCUCGUAGCCUAUGUAUCAAACAAGUAUUGAAGUUUCCCUAUUUGAGAAAACAUAUUUUGUUAAGAAAUUGUACAUAGUAAAGUAUGUAUUUUUGCACAGGCAUUUUUCAUACAAGCUGAAUUUUUGGUACAAUUUUGAAAGUCAUUAUUUAUUUAGUAAAUAAAGAUGAAAUGUCAGAGAACAUGACUAUUUGAAGUGGUCCACUGCCAAGUCUAUACAAUGCAAUACACAUAUAUGUAGAAGAUGAAGCAUCUCAUGAAUCGUGCGCUCUGAUCCUUUCGGGAGGAAAGACGUGUCGCCACUGUAGCAUGUGUCUGUAUGACAGGAUACCUUUAUUCACUUUUCAAGGUCUCAAUCACACGUGCUUUUACACGAUAGUUUAUGUUGCCUAUGACUCAACACAACAAAAACAAAACGCUAUUCUGUGACCCAGGUAGUCUGUCAUUUUGAAAUGUCACAGGCUGGAAGCUGGCUCCCAUUCGCUCGACGGUUCCCGUGGACGCUCCAAUCAUUCGCUGUGUAGACCGUAAACACGUCACGAUUUAAACACUUGUUCUCGAGAGGCUGAAGGGACUUAGCAAUCACUGCAAGAAAGAGGAACGCCUCAGUCAGACCAACUGCUUGCAUCCUAGUUGCCAAACAAGUAAUAUCACAGCUUUUAAAGAAUGGGGUUUAGCAGCUUUUAAAGGAAAUAUCAAAUUAAGAAAGUGCCUGAAUUUGCUUCACUCUCGACUGUUUGAAGACAGUAUUCUUCGGGUUGUUUUACCUUACUUGAAUGUUCAAAGUAUUUAGGAGUUUGGUUUUGAAUCUGCCUGUGAACCCUAAAUGUGGUAAAACCUGAGUUUGUCAGCCACCCACUAUGAAACACCCUCAGUUUUCCAGAUAAGACAGAUUGUUAGCCUUAGUGUGUGAUUUAAACUCUGGUUUACUGAAAUGUUUUUUUAACCCUCAGAACUCCACUGAUAUUAACUUUGUUUCUCGUAUAUGGAGGCAUUGUGAGGUUUUAAUUCGCACCACAGACUUGGAAUGUGAAUGUGCGGGAGAAUAAUGCUCACGUCUGGGAAGAGAAAAACAAAUCCACCUUUCAUGCUAUGUAAAAGUGUGUAUAGAUUUUUUUUUUCCCCCCUUUUUGUAUACAUUAUCAGAAUCAUUUUCAGCUGGACUUAUGUAUUGGCUGCUAUGUAAUUCAUGAACACCACAUAGGUUAGAAUUAAUAUUUAAAAAAAGAGAUUGUAUAGUAUAUUUGUUUUGUAACAAGUUUGUGUAAAUAAAAUAAUUUAUACUGCUAUUUAUAUGAAA
This is a messenger RNA of Cololabis saira (Pacific saury), 6089 nucleotides long. RefSeq names its product ataxin-7. The record is from RefSeq and is a predicted model, not a curated record. Lineage: Eukaryota; Metazoa; Chordata; Actinopteri; Beloniformes; Belonidae.